Aspergillus ruber CBS 135680 is the source of this 1272-nucleotide messenger RNA. RefSeq names its product putative endo-1,3(4)-beta-glucanase. The record is from RefSeq and is a predicted model, not a curated record. The transcript has a single exon. NCBI's taxonomy places the organism in Eukaryota, Fungi, Ascomycota, Eurotiomycetes, Eurotiales, Aspergillaceae. Bases 1 to 1272 code for a protein of 423 amino acids.
AUGGUCCUAGACGACGCCUCUCCACAGGCGUACAAUACGUCCUCUCAGCAGGAUGGCCAGAACGCCAUCCAAAAUAACGCCAACUCCUCCAUAACCCAUUAUCAAAUCAAGCCCGAAGCAAUCGUUACGCCCGACCUCUUUACCCUCUACUUCGGUUUCGCUGGGAAUUGGAACUGGCAACGCACUCUGGUAAAUACACUCACAGAGCGCGUGGAGAAUGCCCGUGUGCUAGUUCAACGCCCGCCUACACAGGACGAAAUGGACGCCUUCGUCACGCACAGCAGUCGCAGUUUAUACCACGGACGGAUUGGAGCACCGCUUGCUAGUGGACUUGCUAUGGCAAGGAUGUAUUACCAGGCGCGGAAGACGGACCAUUACAAGGCGAUGGUGCCUGGUGCAGAGGAGGGGAAAUUGCCCAGUGCAAAACAAUUAAUGCAGGGAGUUACGAGGUUUGCGAAGACGGAUCCUACGGCGUUUCGGUCGGUGGCGGCAGCUUCAGUGUUCAAGUUGUUCUUUUGGACGCUAACGGGGGCGACAAUGUCGAGUAUUUAUGCAGUGUAUAAUGAUACCGUUGCGACAAUGUCGGAUCCGAGGCUGGUGAAUUUCGUGAAGGAGGUGAAGCAACAGAAACCGGAGGAGGUGCGGAAGCGGAAAGUAGACGCUGCACAGGAUAGGUAUCGGCAGAACCAGCAACGGAUGACGUCGCAGCCACAAAAAUCGCAGCAACCGAGUGAGAUGGUGCCGGACCAAGCGAGUGGUGGGCCUACAGAAAGUUACGAGCAGCAGGAUUAUAGCGCGAUGUACGGUAACAGCGCGGAGCCCACGACUCCUUCCCGUUCCUACGAUCGUCCGACCCCGAUGGAAUCGACCAGCAGUAACUGGUAUAGUGGAAGGAAGGAACAAGACUCUGUAUCCGACUUCUUUGACGACGCUAGUCCUACGGCACCCGAAUACCAAAACCCCCACACCAAUACUACAACCUCCCAGCCUUCUCAACCCAUCUUUCAGCGCGGCGCAUGGGAACGAAUUCGCCAACAGAAUUCCAAGGGGCUAUCCACCCCCCAAGGCCAAGAAUACUAUCGCGGGCAGUCUGACGGGUGGAAUACACAGAGCCAGAGCCAGAGCAAUAGCAGCAGCGGCCAGGAUAUGGAAAGACAGCGGGAAAAAGAACAGGCACGCGCUGAUUUUGAGCGGAUGCUAGACGCUGAGCGGAAUUUGUCGAGUGACGAUUCGGGGAAUGGCAAGAAUAAGGGUUGGGAGCGAUGGAGUUGA